Messenger RNA from Gymnodraco acuticeps, 7005 nucleotides. It is a transcript of the gene sash1a, whose product is annotated as SAM and SH3 domain containing 1a. Gene Ontology annotation, molecular function: protein binding. The record is from RefSeq and is a predicted model, not a curated record. Lineage: Eukaryota; Metazoa; Chordata; Actinopteri; Perciformes; Bathydraconidae.
AUGACAAGCAAUGGACCUGUCAUCGUUUUCGAGUGGCUGAAGACCCUCCAGCUUGCCCAGUACGUCGAGGCUUUUGUGGAUAAUGGAUAUGACGAUCUGGAGGUUUGCAAACAAAUAGGCGACCCCGACCUGGAUGCCAUCGGCGUCUACAUGCCUCACCACAGGGAGAGGAUUCACGACGCGGUGAGAAGGCUAAAAGAUGAAGCCAACGAGACGGCCAGUGGACUCUACUUCACCCUGGAGCCGAUGCCACCCGCAGCUGAGCUUUAUACCAGUCACAUGGUGGACCAGUACGAGUCCAAACUGCGGGGAUCCAAGUCCUGGACAGAGCCCAACAGUGAGCGGGUUGGGCGCAACGGUGGGUACAUGAGCGCGCAGAGGAACCUGACGCUGGGCAACAGGAGGGAGCUGGUGAUUUACCCCAAGCUGAAGCUGAAGAUCAUGAUCAGGGAUAAGCUCAUCAGAGAUGGCAUCAACCUCUCCAAGCCACCCUACUCUAAUAAGGAUGGUUCUUUGGGCAACAUAGAUGACCUUGCCCAGGAGUACUCUGAGUACUACAACACCUGCUUCAGUGACGUCAGUGACCGCAUGGAGGAGCUUCGCAAAAGACGAGUCUCCCAGGAGCUUGACAUGGAGAAACAGGAUCCAAGCACCACCUCCCAGCAGCUUCGUACUGAGAUCCAGGAAUCAUUAGGCUUCAGCAGUGAGGUGUCCACUCCAGAAACAGACAGAAAAAUGCCCCUGCACAAAUCCAGCUCUGAAGAUGGAUCUGGAGGUAAAUGGGACAAUAAGAAGAAAAACAAAUCUUUUUGGCAGAACUUCCGCAAGUCUCAGCACAAACCAGUCAUGCGACAGACAUCCAAAGGAGAAGACAUAGGCUAUGUGGCCAGUGAGAUCACCAUGAGCGACGAAGAGCGAAUCCAACUGAUGAUGAUGGUGAAGGAGAAGAUGAUCACAGUGGAAGAAGCUCUAGCUCGGCUAAAGGAGUAUGAACUCAACAGACAGUCCAGCAGUACUGACACUGCUGAGUGGACUGAGGAAUCUGCAUCCAAUCUAAACCAGUCCUCAAACUGCAAUUCUCGUGAACAGUCAGACGAUGAGCAGUCGGAGGACUCUGUGAAGUUCAAACGGCUUCACAAGCUGGUUAACUCUACGCGCCGCGUCAGGAAAAAGCUCAUCAAGGUGGAAGAGGGCAAGAAACAUGGCUCAGAAGAUUUUCUGAAUCUGCGGUCACCUCCCACCUGUGAGAACAACACAGCUCUGUAUACAGGGGUCCUGAAGAGGCCCCCUCGGCCUCAGGAGAGCUCCCUCACCCAGGAUCAACUCUCUCUGGAUGGAGACACAGACAGCCUGACCAACUCCCCCUCCUCCAGCAGCCUGGACACCUGGUCCGGACACAAGCUGGUCAAGACCUUCAGUAAAUCUUCCAGUACCCACGGUCUCAUCCGACCCCCCAAGAGAACCCCAGUCGGCUCUACAGGCCUGGGAGACUCCAACUUGGGCGUAGGAGGCAGCGGCUCUUCCGUUUCAGAGCUGGAUGGCUGUGAAUUGGACGAAGAAGGAAAGCUGUCACGCUCCACAACCGACAGCGAGAUGCGGAAGGCUCUGAACUCCAUCUCCCAUGGGGUAAGUAACAAUGAGGCGCUCUAUGCCUACUAUGGCCUCACAAAACCCCGCCCUAAACCCCACUCCCAGUCCCGCCUCCUGAUCUCUCUGGAUGACGGUCCACAAGGAAGUCCCAAACAACAAUCUGCCAACCGGCAUCACGGCAGCUGGACGCACCGGAAACCUGAUCCCAACUACGCUUACUCCACCAAGCACCUUCUGUACCAACGCUCGCGCAAUGCCAAGACCCCUAUCUCCCCUCUGUCUGUCUCCCCCUCCUCCCCUGCCCGCUGUGAUGUAGCCAAAUCAAAAGGUUUUGGCAGUGGGGGAGGGGGCUGGGUGUUCCCCUCUCGCAGGCUGCGUGGUCGAACGGCAGUCAGUGAGCUGAACAUCACCUAUGUGGUGGAGCGGAGCCUGUACGGUCACCUCAACUGGGCCCAGCUGGUCCGCCCCGUUACCCUCAGCCGCGCCGAGCGCCGCUGUCUAUUGGAGGAGGACCGAGAAGGGGACAGGAAGUGGGCGGCCAGUGUUGACCGCUGCACCAAGCGAGUGCUCUUGCGCAUCCAGCAGAAGUCUAGAACGUGCAGCUUCGGGGGCUUUGACCUGUCUAACCGUUCUCUCCAUGUGCUCAACGUGGGCUCAGAGGCCAAUCAUAAAGAUCAGGAGGCCAUAUACAGAGAAGUGGUCAAAUCCCCCACCACCUCUCGGAUCUCACUGGGCAAGAAGGUCAAGUCGGUCAAGGAGACGAUGAGGAAACGCAUGUCGAAGAAGUACAGCAGCUCCUUUUCUGAGCAGUCCAGUCCCGAUGGAGCCCCUGGCUCCCCUCAGUCCCCUCAGCCUGACACCGACUCUCUGGAGAAGCCGAAGCUCAAGGCCGGAGGAUCGGUGGAAAGUCUGCGAAGUUCACUCAGCGGACAGAGUUCAAUGAGUGGUCAGACUGUGAGCACCACUGACUCGUCAGCCAGUAACAGAGAAAGCGUGAAGUCCGAGGAUGGUGAUGACGAAGAGCCGCCUUACAGAGGGCCGUUCUGUGGCCGCGCCCGGGUCCAUACAGACUUCACCCCCAGCCCGUACGACUCAGACUCCCUCAAACUGAAGCGCGGUGAUGUGAUUGACGUCAUCAGUAAGCCACCCAUGGGAACGUGGAUGGGUCUGCUGAACAACAAAGUGGGCACCUUCAAGUUCAUCUACGUGGAUGUGCUGGUUGAAGAAGAGGAGAAACCCAAGAGGCCUGUAAGGAGAAGGAGGAAGGGCCGACCCCCCAAGCCCUCAUCAGUGGAGGACUUGCUGGAGCGCAUCAACCUCAAGGAGCACAUGCCCACUUUCCUAUUCAACGGCUACGAGGAUCUGGACACGUUCAAGUUGCUGGAAGAGGAGGACCUGGAUGAGCUGAACAUCAAAGAUCCUCAACACAGAGCCGUGCUGCUCACCGCCGUAGAGCUGCUACAGGAGUAUGACAGCAGCAGUGAUCCAGAGCGCAGCGGCCUGUCGGGCUCCCAGGAGAAGCUGCUGUGUGAGGGCCGGGGGCUGGUGGGAGACUCCCCGCGAGACUCCGGCUGCUACGAGAGCAAUGAGAACCUGGAGAAUGGUAAGAGCAGGAAGGCAUCCCGUUCCAGUCGUUCCUCAGCCGGCCUCCAUUCUCCCGACUACCCCACCCUGCCCAUGACCCUCUCAACAGAAGCUCUGCAGCAGAACAACAAGAACCAGCGCAAGGUCCCAAAAAGCUUUUUCAUCAAACCCUCCCUGAAGGGCUUCAACCUGCUGGGGCUGCGCAAAGCCCAAAGACGGUCCCCCAUCCCGGCCAGCCGCAGCUGUGAGGACCUGGACGGACCCCUGCAGACCACCGCCCCCUGGAAGCGCUCCCACUCUCUGGGGGAUAUGCACUUGGACCAGAGCUUUGAGCAGAAGGAUCUGAGUGUGGAGCUUAACAGUGCCAAGAAAGAACCUAAAUCAGGCAGCAGUAGCCCCAUCAAGGCCUGCAGAGAUGAGGGUUCCCCAGCUCAGAGCAGGACCCCAACAGUGAGCCCAAAAGGAAGACCCCCCCUGCCCUCCCAGCUGCCUCUUCGUCCCCCUCCCCAUACCCGCAGUCCUCCAGAGCUCCUCUCAAGUCCCACUUCAAGUCCGCCUGAGUCAAGUGGGGAGAGGGUGAUCCGGACUCACGCCAAGAAGCCUCCAGUCCCUCCCCCCGUUCCUGCUAAGAAGUCGAGGGAAAGACUGGUCAACGGCCUGCGUCACCCCCCUCUCUCCCUGCCCUCUUCACCAUCACCCACUCCCUCCCCGACCCACUCCCUCAACCGCUCUUACCCCAGCAGCCCUGUAAUCCGCAGCAGCAGCCCGAGCUUCGGGGCCCCUGCUCUGCCUGCCAAGAGCCCCAGCACCCCCGCCAGCCCCUGUGCCACCUCCUCCUCCUCCUCCUCCAUGGGCGAGGACUCAGGCACUCCCCCAGCUGUGCAGCCCCCGUGGUUCUCAGAUCUGGGGGGCAAGGUGGCUGUUGCGAGGAAGGUCUCCCAUGCCAAGAUGGGCCCUGACCUGCUGACCCUCCUGGAACAACGGCUGGAGGCCGAGGGCAUCGAUCUCACUGAGGAGCCCUACUCUGACAAGCAUGGCCGCUGUGGCAUCCCCAAGCCGCUGGUGCAGCGUUACUCCGAGGACUUGGCGCAGCCUGUGAAGGACGUGGCCUCCACCCUGGACCAGCUCCGAGUCAAAGAGCUCCGUAAACAACAACGCAUGGCCAUCCCUUCUGGAGGUUUGACAGAAAUGUGCCGGAAGCCUCUGCCCUCAGCUAACAUCAGCACAGUUUCUGAUUGGCUCACCUCCAUCGGCCUCCCCAUGUACGCCACACCUCUGGCGGCGGCGGGAAUCGACACGCUGAGGGGCGUGGCCUUGUUAACAGAGAGCGGUGUGUGGGAUGCGGGGGUGCGAGAUGAGAGACACGCCCGCCGCCUGGUCAGUGAGGCCCGAUUGGUCGGCUCCCACAGAGAGGGGCAGUCCUAACAUGCUUGGAUAAAAUAACAGGUAUCAACUCACUGGUCAGCAUCUAUUUUUUUUUUUUUUUAAACAUGGUCAGUAUGCGGCCAAAGACAAAUCGGCCACAGGACUCGCAGAUCGAACGAGUGACCACAGCAUUGCAGUACUUCCUGUCUCGCAUGUGUCAAAGACUGAAAGUGAGCCUCCCUGCUCUCUGAUUCUCCUCAUCACUCUUUUUCUCAAAUGUUUACGGCACUGAGGAGAUCCUCCUGCAGCCAAGUCAAGAUAUCAGAUGCCUUUUUAAAAGAAGACUGUAGACUCACUCUGUGGGAUGGCUUCCUUUCUGAAGACACCCCCAAAGUCUUAAAAUAAAGACUUGGAUCCGCCUUGAAGGAAGAAAGCACACUCUUUUGUAGGAUGGAUGUUUUUUAAAUACAGAAAGACGUUUUACUUCCUGCAUAUUUCAAAAGUGCUUCGUUUUCAUCUUUUGUGGCGAGGCAACGUUAUAUGACUGUCUUUUAAGGAAGUAGCUUGGCCAAAGUGAUUUACUCCUCAUUCAGCGUUUCAUUCGCACUAAUGGAUUCACAAUGACAAAAUUCACUUAAUAUCUGGACUUUUAUCAACUAAAUACAUACACCAAACUAUGAUGAACGGUGGUUUUGAGAUGGCUUAUUUUGAAUCAUGUUUCUGUAUUAUAGCAUAACGCAUAUCUUCAUUUUAAAAUGAUUUAUAUGUUAAACAUUUUGUUUGCCUUUUGAAUGUUGCAGCCUUAUUUUGAGGCCCGCUCUCAGUCAUUCCUAAGCUGAAACCGCUGACAUCACAGCUUUAUAUUUCAUAUUUUAUUAAAAGUCCUAUCUCACUGCAUAUCUUGGAUGCACAGCCUGCGCCCGUUUGAAUAUAAGUCUUCGAGAAAGCUCCAGUAAUCACAAUCAGCUUUCACAGAAACAAAACAUUCCCUGUGUAUCCAAGAACGUUUUAAGUUGCCUUACCAUUAUGAAUGAAAAGUUUCAUUAACCCUGUAUAGUAUGGACUAUACCACCAGGCUGAACUGCUUAAAGUUCAAGCCUGUUUGCUCUGAAUGUGUCACACUCAACCAGAUCACUUCAGCCACACAUAUGGAUGUGGAGCACAACACAUGCCUCUGAUGGAUUGUGGUUUCAAAGAUCACAUGACAAUUAAACGACUAAACCCCAGACACGACACACACGUCGUCCCAUGCUAAACACACAGUUGGUGUGCAUGCUCCAUGCAGAGGGUUGUGGGAGAAAAUAGAAAUGUUCCAAAGAGACGGCUGACAUCUCGGCUGUCAUAUCUGGAAUUUAUUGGACUGUCUACUCUUUGGUUAAAGUGUUUGAUUUAUAGCUUGAUAAUAAGCUGUUUGGGACUUUAUUAUACUGUAGCUAUAGCAAACACAUUGAGGAUAGAUGUAGUUCUAUCAGGUGAAAAUCUGACCUCUAAGGCCAGCAUACACCAUUUCGCUAAAUAGUUUUGUAAAUCAGGGAAACAGUGUCAGGAUAGCCUGUUACCUAAAGUUUGGGCUAAAAACAGAAAACAAAAACAACCGGAUGUGUAUCACUCUUCCAUUUCACACUGCAUAAAAUGGAGCUAACGUGUGUGUUAUUUCUAUUAUUUCUAACAGCAGAGUUCUUUCAUACUAAGAACUGACCUGAAGACUUCAUAUUUAAAAUUUGACCAAGUGGUAUUGCUAAAAUUAGAGGAUGUUUUUUUUGCAGUGGGCACUUGAUAGGUAGAUGUUUGAUGCCUUUUAUUUCUUCAAUCAAAAGUGGUGCUCUGAAAAAGCGUGAUUGGGGCUCAUUUUUUUAAAAGUAAGAGACUCAAGAAGUGUUUUGUAAAGAAUGAAAAUACUGACACUGUAAAUGCACUUUAGAGGGUAAAUCUAGCUGUUUGUAGGCAGAAUUGGCUACAUUUUGUUCACAGGUCCAUUAAUGGACAAUUGUUGUCAGGUAUUUCAAAGGGUUUCAGUAGGAUAUGCUGGUAUUUUAUUUUAGUUUUGAGUUCCCAAUGCCAAGUUUGCUAACAUCCACGGGUUAACCAGUUCCAGUUACUCACUUCCAGUUUAUUUUGCAGUCUUGUAAAAAUAAAUGAUUAAUUACAUAUAUGAAAUGCUUAGCAAAACCUGCACAUUCUGUAUAUGUAAUUGAUAUUUAUAUAACUUAUUUUUGCCUUUUUUUUUCAUAUUGACUGUAAUUAGCUGUACUAUAUGAAUAGCAAUACCUUCCUGCAAAAUGCAUAUUGCUUUAGCCAGUGAGGAACUACAGUAUGUAUUGUAAAAUAUGUGUACAAAUUAUUUUAUUUGGUUUUCAUCUACCUAAUGAUUGUCCAUACAGAUUUGCUUGUGUAUUGAAACAACAAAAGUAAUGUCCAUAACUAUUUGUCAUUCUGAAAUAUAAUAAAAAACUGUUUCUUGCCAUA